AUGGGCCUAGCUGAGCCGAGAAAGAGGCAAAAACUCUCCAAUGAUCCCCGGAACCUCGCAUGGUCCUCUCAGUCCUCUGCCACGUCCUAUGGCCACCGCCUUAUGACCCAGCAAGGGUGGUCGCAAGGGCAAGCACUCGGCAAGCGCACCACAACCUCCCGAUUCGGUGCUCCUAGCGAUGCCGAACGCCUUGCGGCCGCCCAAGUUGGAGUGCUCUUCAAAGAUGACAAUUUAGGCCUGGGCGCAAAGAGGAAAAGCGGGAAGGAAACCGUCGAGGACCAGAAGGUCGGAUUGGAUGCUUUUCAGGGCCUGUUAGGGCGACUGAAUGGGAAGAGCGAGGAGGUGCUCAAACGAGAGGAGAAGAAGAUUGAGGACAGAAAGUUGGAAAUGUAUGCUCGCGGAAGAUGGGGUGGCAUGAUUUUUGUGAAGGGCGGGGUUUUAGUCGGGACUAUUGACGAGAAGCGGCGAGUGGAAGACAUCGCAGAGAGCUCUCCUUUGCUGGAGGAUAAUAAAUCUGCGGCUGAGUCAUUAUCGCAAGAUCGAGAAAAAGCUACAAGCGAAGAGCGUGAAGAGCGACAGCAAUUGAAAGAAGAGAAAAGACGGCGGAAAGAGGAGAGGAGGAUACGGAGAGAAGAAAAGGCUCGGAGAAGAGCUGCAAAGAAAGCCAGAGACGACGGUCAAAUCCCUCCAGUCCACAAGUCUCCUCUGACUCAACCGCCUGAUGAACCCAUGUCAUCUGCUGCGUCAAACGACGAAACCGAGAAGCCCCAAAGGCCAAACCAGAGCAAUGGGAGACGAAAGCACGAGUCUUCGAAACAUAAUGCAGACACCGAAGAGAGGAACUUGUCUGUGUCGACUUUGGUGGCGGUACCCAACAAACAGAGCGUCACGGUAAUGAAAACUGGCCGACACUUGCUUAGAGGGCGGAACAUCCAGGCCAAGAAGAUGGUAAUGGCAGAUAUGAAGGGUCUGGACGAGAUUUUCAUGAGAUGA
Messenger RNA from Fonsecaea multimorphosa CBS 102226, 993 nucleotides. RefSeq lists its product as uncharacterized. Lineage: Eukaryota; Fungi; Ascomycota; Eurotiomycetes; Chaetothyriales; Herpotrichiellaceae. The record is from RefSeq and is a predicted model, not a curated record. The coding region runs from base 1 to 993 and encodes 330 amino acids. Gene Ontology annotation, molecular function: nucleic acid binding. The transcript is spliced from 2 exons.